Lagopus muta (rock ptarmigan) is the source of this 3083-nucleotide messenger RNA. It is a transcript of the gene REC114, whose product is annotated as REC114 meiotic recombination protein. The transcript has 5 exons. The record is from RefSeq and is a predicted model, not a curated record. Lineage: Eukaryota; Metazoa; Chordata; Aves; Galliformes; Phasianidae. The coding region runs from base 11 to 667 and encodes 218 amino acids.
CUCACGCAACAUGGCUACGCGCAGGGGUCGUUCGCGCGGCCGCUCCCAGGCGGACCAAGCCUCCCGCGGAACGCCCGAGCGGCCGAGCGGCGCGGGCGGCACCUCCCUGCUCGCCAGCGCCACCACCUGGCCCCUGAAGCGCUACGGCCGCUUCCUGUCCCCUACGGACAGCGAGGACGGGGAGGGAAGCGGCCACUCCUGGAAGGUUUUUGAAUCAAACGAGGAGACUGGUCAUCUUAUCCUUACCAUUGUUGUUUCUGGCCAUUUCUUUAUUUCCCAAGGAAGAACAGUGCUGGAGGGCUUCUCAUUAAUUGACUCCCAGAAGUGGCUGAGGAUAGCAAGACGAGCAGACUGCCUGCUGCUCCAUGCUCAGUCAAAGAACGAAUGCCGCAUGUUUCGAGUUCAGUUUGGUGGAGAUUCAGAAGAGCAGAUGCUGGAACACUGCUGCAGCUGCGUUCAGAAACUCGCAGAGUUUGUGCCGGUUCACGAAGCUGAUGAACUAAGCCAGAACCUCUGUUACAGUCGCAGCCAAGUGGAGGAUACUGAACAAAGUACAUCAGUGCUACGUGCACCAGAUGAGCCUCUGCCAGAUUCCUGCACAAACUUUGGAGAAAGAAGAUCUACAAUGCAGCUGGCACAGGUAAAAAGGAAAAUAUAUAUAAUUUAGAUCCUGUAAGUGAAACUCAGGUGCAGAGAAAGCUGUCUCAUGCUGUAAACAUCUGCUAAGAGUCUUCAUUACGCAUCAGGAUGCUAUCAGGGCUACUAUCUAUAGCAGCAAAACUAAAAACUGCCAUUCUUCAGUCCCUGUGCAAGGUGGGUGCAUUAUCCCUGCUUCUGAGCACAGCUUUCUGCUAGUGAGGCUUUCAUUUGCCACAUGCUGUAAUCCUUCUCUCCCUUGAGUUACUGGCAAAUUCCCUUCCACCAAGGCUCUGAUACGGUUUUACACAUCAUCUACUACUUGCCCUCACACUCUUUUAUUCAGCUUACUGCAGCUGUGCUGUGAGCUGGGAUUUCCCACAAAUUACAAAGCUUGUUCAGGGCUUCUUCCCCCAGUUCAGCUUUGGAGACAUAACCCAUCCUGCUGCUGCUCCGGAACACUCUGGAGCUGCAUUUCUUCAUUCCUACCACCCCCAGAAGGUAGCAGGGAGCUCUGGUCUCAGGUAUUCUCUCCAGCAUUGUUUCUUUUAAAACAUUUUUAAAAACUACACCAGGAUAACAGCAAGACUUCUGUGUGAACCACUGCCAUUACUAAGAAUAGGAGGGUCUUUUUCAGUGCACACAGACAGAGCUGUACUCCACAUGUCAGUAUGCACAGUCUGCUUGCCCUCGCACUGUUCCAUGUUCAAGCAGUAGGAGCUGGAGGAGCUAACAGCACUCCUGAGCUGCCCGAAGGAGGUGGCAUGCUUCAGCCCCACUGCUGUGUCAGAGCUUCCAAAGAGGCCACACUGUGCAUCUGAAGCACGUCAACCCGAAGGCAGAUCCCUCUAUAACACGGUGACCACUCACCUUCGCCUCCAGCUGCCCCUCUGCGUGCCUCACAGCAGUGCACGCCCUUUGCACAGGAUCCUGUUCUCUCACACAGAAUGCAGUCACUGCAUCACGUUAUCCAGGAAACUGACAUUUCUGAGGUAACUCCUGCACAGGCAGCUCUGUUGGAAUUGAAGUUCGAUAGGAGAGAGGCGUUCCAUACGUGAGCCAUACAGGACUGAAAGCAUUCAAACGGUGUAAUAACAAGGCAGAUGCAUCUUUAUUAAAUGCCGAAGGAAAAACUUGACGUAGCUGCAUCAUUACAAAACCCACGUGGCGCUACCUUGUGUGUACGAGAUCAGUGCAACAGCGCUGUCGUUCCUUUGCAGUCUGUGCUGAACCAGAAGUCUGAGCUGCCCCUGCUGUACCGGCAUUCAGCGUGGAGCGUGCAAGAGCUGGGACCCUUCAUCCGCUUAUGCCUGAUGGACCAACACUUCCCAGCGUUUGUGGAGGACGUGGAGAAGGAACUGAAAAGACUGACGGAAGGCUGAGCCACGUGUGACGCGUCACCGCUGGAACGCCCGCUCCGAGGUACGCAGCUCCGAUGCCAUUAAAUAUUUGGAAGUCUCACACAUUUUUGUCAGUGUUUUAUUUUUAAAAACAGGUGAAUCCACUUUUUUUUUUUUUUAUACAUCAUUGCACUUCAACAAAUACACAGAACACAAGUUCAUGCAUCUACAGUUACGCACAUCAUGAGAACCCUGUUAGGUCUAUUUCUACAAUCUUUAAAUCAUGAGAAAUUACAGUGUCAAACUAAAGAUAACUAGUUGCAUAGAAUAUCACCAUGCUGUAACGUUUCAUUUAAACAAAAAAAAAUUAUAAAAGUUUGCCUGAAUUGAAUGUACAAGAAUAUGUUGAACACAUCAGUGCAAAAGGAUUUGAGAAUUUACAUGAGUUAACAAAAAAAAAAAAAAUCACUUAAAAAGCAAUCAUAUAUAUAUAUUUAUAAACUGAAGUUCUGUUUUUGUUUCAACUGCAUUUCACCACCACCUUGCUGAACUGCUCCGGCUUCUGACGUCUGACCGCAGGACACCCAAGUCUCUAUAGGUUAAGCCCUUAAGAUAUAUUUCAACUUAGAAUUCCUUCCCUACGCACCAGAACAGCAUCACCCUCUCAUCUACCAGACAUACAGUAAGGAAUGAACAUCAGCAGCUUCAAAAUGAAACACGAUUACUGGAUUUUGGUUUUUCUCCUCCCCCCAAAUAUAAAUAUAUACUGUAUAUAUUUGUAAGUCUCGCCGUACUUUACAAAAAGUAUCACUAGAUGGCAGCAGUGCGUUUUUGAGCUUUGCCAAUUUAACAGCUACGGUAAGUAAAAAAUGGCGCAUGCGUGAUCCGACUUACUACUUCUAAUGUUUAAAUAUAGUAAGGAGAAAAAAAAAAGCAACAUUCACAGCACAUCAAGCCCAAAAUAGUUUACACCUUCUACACUGAAGCAGUAUUAAAGUUUAUCUGACUAGGUCAUCCUUGCAGGAGAGGCUAAAUAAGGCAUGCUUUAGACAGUCAUAUUGUUGCUCACUUGAAAAGGAAGAAAAAAACAAAAAAAAAAAGGGAAAA